AUGCUGGACGUCGUCCGGGAGGUUUGCGCCACACUCCAGGCGCUGCCAAGCGUGGAGUGCGUCGAGCUGGAGGAGCGCCCAAAGUGCAGCGCAGCGUCCAUCGCAGAGUGGGAGCGGCAGCAUUCUCCGCUGCGGCUGCCCAACGACUACAAGGCUAGACGACUAGCUCCCAGAGCAUUCCUCCUAUCCUCAGACGGGCUGCUGCUGCGGUGGAGCGUCCUUCACUGCCGCCAACGACUGCCGAUCGGCCACAUGCACCUCGCUCGGCUGGCGGAUCUCAGGCCGGUGCCCGACAGCGCCUUCCUUACCGCCACGGGGGAGAGGCGGCCAGAGCUGCCGUCAGAGGCGCAACUCCGGGCUGUGGAGCUCGACGCAAGCACCUCAUCGGGCCGCGUGUGCUUGCUCUACGCCGGAGGAGAGGGUCGCGCGCAGGUCUGGUUCCAGGACGCCUCUUGCAGCUGGUCCUUCAUCGCCAGCUCCUUUGUCGACUACUUCCGGCUGAUGGUCCUUCACCGGGGCCUCCCCCGAUGGCAGUAUCAAUACACUGACGCUGGGCUCGACUCGGUGGCGAAAGCGUGGUGGCGCGCGUUCGCUGCGGACCGCUGCGGAUCAGACACCGAGAACCGCGCGCAGCAGGUCGAGUACGACGGGGAGGGGCGCAUCCGCGAGCUUGCACCGGGCAAGCGGGCAGCACGCGCGGUCUGA
Molecule: messenger RNA, 705 nt
Organism: Emiliania huxleyi CCMP1516
Lineage: Eukaryota; Haptophyta; Isochrysidales; Noelaerhabdaceae
Exons: 6
Coding region: 1-705 (234 amino acids)
Biological process (GO): protein polyglutamylation
Source: RefSeq, a predicted model, not a curated record